Molecule: messenger RNA, 954 nt
Organism: Hippopotamus amphibius kiboko
Lineage: Eukaryota; Metazoa; Chordata; Mammalia; Artiodactyla; Hippopotamidae
Product: olfactory receptor 2T33-like
Exons: 2
Coding region: 1-954 (317 amino acids)
Biological process (GO): G protein-coupled receptor signaling pathway
Cellular component (GO): membrane
Molecular function (GO): G protein-coupled receptor activity; olfactory receptor activity
Source: RefSeq, a predicted model, not a curated record
AUGGAAAAUGCAAAUGACACAACAGGGAUAAAUUUCAUUCUUCUAGGGCUCUUUAACCACACACAGACCCAUCUGUCCCUCUUUUCCAUGGUGCUCAUGACCUUCCUCACCUCCCUGAUGGGCAACUCCUUCAUGAUCGUGCUCAUCUGCGUGGACCCCCAGCUUCACACACCCAUGUACUUCCUGCUGAGCCAGCUCUCCCUCAUGGACAUGAUGCUGGUCCUCACUAUUGUCCCCAAAAUGGCAGCCAACUACCUGAUGCACACCAGGUCCAUCUCUCCUGCUGGCUGUGGUACCCAGAUCUUCCUCUUUCUCACACUGGGAGGGGGUGAGUGCUUCCUCUUAACAGCCAUGGCUUAUGACCGCUACGUGGCCAUAUGUCACCCCUUGAGAUACCUGAUCCUCAUGAAUCAGAAGCUCUGCUUGCAGCUGACAGCAGGUUCCUGGAUUUUGGGAGGAGUGGAUGGGCUGAUGCAGGCUAGCGCCACCCUGAGCUUCCCUUAUUGCCACUCUCGGGAAAUCAACCACUUCUUUUGUGAGGCACCAUCACUCGUUCGCCUUGCCUGUGCAGACACCAUGAUAUUCGAGUUUUUCAUGUAUGUCUGCUGCAUCCUGAUGCUCUUGAUUCCACUGUCUCUCAUUUUGGCCUCCUACAGCCUCAUCCUGGCUGCUGUGCUCCGCAUGCAGUCCACUGCCACCAGGAAGAAAGCCUUUGCCACCUGCUCCUCCCACAUGGCUGCCGUGGGGCUCUUCUAUGGUACCAUCAUAUUUAUCUACCUGCGGCCCAAAUCCUAUCGUUCUGUGGCCCAUGACAAGGUGGUCUCUGCCUUUUACACCAUCUUCACACCUGUAUUGAACCCCCUUAUAUACAGUGUAAGGAAUAAAGAAGUCAAGGGGGCUUUCAGAAAGUCUUUGGGAUGCUUCAAAGGGCCCCAAAGAGAGAUCCUAAACUAA